Molecule: messenger RNA, 634 nt
Organism: Nylanderia fulva
Lineage: Eukaryota; Metazoa; Arthropoda; Insecta; Hymenoptera; Formicidae
Source: RefSeq, a predicted model, not a curated record
UGGUUUAUUAAAAUAUGGUUAUGUUUAUCCAUAAAUAAAUUGUAUGUGUGUAUAAUUAUUCACGGUUUUUAAAUAUAAUAACAGAGAAAAGAAAGUAGCCUUUUCUUUCUGCGACAUCGAACAAUAAUUUUGUCCCAUUUAGUGAACGAAAUCCUAUUAAAAAGGAAAAAAAACAACAAUAAUACUGUGAAAUUGGAAGGAUAAAGUUAAUACCUUUGAUUUCUAUGCUAAUAUUAACUCUAUAAAAAUGUUUAGUAAUAAAAAAAAUAGUUUACCACCAAGACCUCAUGUGCCAAAUCAUGAACAUAUGUUGGAAGAUCUGGAAAAUGCUGUUGUGGAUGAUGUAGCAUUUAAAGUUAUAAAUGAUUUAUGUAUAAGAGAAUCUUAUGGUCUGACAAGUAUUAACAAUUCCAAUGAUAUAUACAAGAAAGUGAAGACCUAUUUGAAUACCAAACAGCAGUUAAAACAGUUGGAAUGUACUUUGAGAAAAGAAGAACAACAAAUGCAAGCAGAUAAUGAGGAAAUGAAAAGGCUUGCCAAUGAUAUUAGAAAGCAGGCAGAAGCUGCUCUGAUAACAUUAGAGAUAUAAAUAACAUUAGAUAAUUUGUAUUUAAUUAUUUUAACAAUUAAAUUU